Messenger RNA from Oldenlandia corymbosa var. corymbosa, 465 nucleotides. Lineage: Eukaryota; Viridiplantae; Streptophyta; Magnoliopsida; Gentianales; Rubiaceae. The record is from the annotation of a GenBank genome assembly.
AUGGAACCGAGCCCAGUUUAUAUCCUCACGGAGCAUUUGACGCUGCGGAUUCUCGAUAUCAUUUCAGCCACCGGACAAGUUGAACCGGCGAAAAUCACCGGGAACAGCCUUCUUGUGUCAAUUCAGGUAUCGACUCAGUCCACUGAAGAUUUGGGUAUGAAGGUAAGAUCGUCAGUUAAGAAAAUGUGUGAGUUCUGUCAAAUAUUUAAACGCCGGGGCAGAGUUUAUGUGAGAUGCUCUGUCAAUCCUAAGCACAAGCAACGACAGGGGUUGUCAACCUUUGCAUACGAAGGACUUGCACCUCGCACAUCCAGCGAGACAAGUUGCAAGCCAGAGAAUGCACUUGCAAGCAACAUUCAAGCUGGUCUGCCUUCUCUUAUAUCCAGGAAUACUCCAGCAUCCGUGACUCCAUGGUGGAGAGUUGGUCUUGCAUCAACUCUGCUCAAUCGUACCACAAAGCUGUAG